Molecule: messenger RNA, 1746 nt
Organism: Dunckerocampus dactyliophorus (ringed pipefish)
Lineage: Eukaryota; Metazoa; Chordata; Actinopteri; Syngnathiformes; Syngnathidae
Product: zinc finger protein 771-like
Exons: 2
Coding region: 267-1514 (415 amino acids)
Biological process (GO): regulation of transcription by RNA polymerase II
Cellular component (GO): nucleus
Molecular function (GO): DNA-binding transcription factor activity, RNA polymerase II-specific; RNA polymerase II cis-regulatory region sequence-specific DNA binding
Source: RefSeq, a predicted model, not a curated record
GUCAGUCGCUGAAUACAAGGCUGGACUUUAGCAACAUAAGUGUUGUUGUGUCCAUAUGUUUGUGCAUUUGUCACAUCGAUUGUUCAAUAUUAUAUUUGCAUUUUUUUCGCAUAGCACAUAUUAAACGUCGUUAUUUCAUCGUUUGUAUCAGGAUUAUCUGGUCCCUUCUUCACGCUAGUGUUAGCUGCUAAAAAAGACGCGAAAGUGAUCAACGCAUAGCUAAGCAGAGAUCAAGUGUGAGUGUAAAGUGUUGUGAUUGUGUGAAAAUGUGUAAAGUACAAAUGCUGAGGGCGUUGGUGAAUCAGCGACUAACUGCGGCUGUUGAAGAAAUAUUUGUAGUGUUGGAAAGAACGAUAGCAGAGUACGAGGAGGAACUUUCUCGAACAAAAGAAGAGAACGAGCGACAACGUCAACUACUGGACGCUGUUUUCAAGAAGCCUCAAGUUGUGUUACACAAAUCAGACGGCAGUGAAGAAGAUCUUCCUCCUGAGCAGCAGGAGUGGAGCUCCAGGGUGGAACAGGAGGAGCCACAGCCCCCCCACAUUAAACAGGAAGAGGAGGAGCCUCAGCCCACCAACAUUAAAGCGGAUGAGGAGGACCCACAGCGCCCCCACAUUAAACAGGAAGAGAGCACCAUUGAGGAGGGAGAGCAUCUUGAAGGACUGGAGGACUUCCCAGUGAUUUCUGUCAUUGUGAAGAGUGAAGAUGAUGAAGACAAAGGUGAAAGUGAUGAGAAGAGAGAGGUGGAGCCUCCAGGCAGCAGCUCAACUCAACACAUGACAACAGAAGCUGAUGGAGACCACUGUGGAGGAUCACAAGCAGACAACCUCUUAGCUCCACUAUCAGAUAAUGACGAUACAACGUCACACUCUCCUGAUACUGAUGAUGAAAUUCCUAAAGCUGAUAUGACAUGUCACACUGACAAUACACACUUUAAAUGCCCUCACUGUGACAAAACUUUUGGCCACAAAAAAAACCUGAAAAGACACAUGAGAUGUCACACAGGAGUGGAAUUGUACAUCUGCUCAGUUUGUGGUAAAACAUUCACUCACAAGGGAUAUUUGACAACUCACACAAGAACACACACUGGAGAGAAACCAUAUUCCUGUUCAGUGUGCAAUACACAUUUUAGUCACGAUUCAGCACUGACUCGACACAUGCGAAGACACACUGGUGAGAAACCUUUCACCUGCUCAGUGUGUGGUCAAAGAUUCUCUCAAAGUGCACAUUUGACUAGACACACAAGAAUACACAGUGGAGAAAAACCUUAUACUUGUUCAGUGUGUGGUCAAAGAUUUGCUGAAAAUGCAUAUUUAGUGAGACACACAAGAAUGCAUACUGGUGAGAAACCUUUUAUGUGCUCAGUGUGUGGUCAAAGAUUCACUGAAAACGCAGGUUUGAUAAAACACACAAGAAUUCAUACUGGAGAGAAACCUUUUACCUGCUCAGUCUGCACGACAAGUUUUCGAUAUCGCUUUCAAUUGGUUCGUCACAUGAGGACGCACACUGAUUAGAAACUGUGUACUUGUUCAGUGUGUGGUCAGAGGUUAUCUCAAAGAGGAUGAUGGACAAAACACAACAAGACGCACUGAAAUAUAAAGGAUAAGAAUUGAUCAUGCUGAUUGCAAUGUGGUGAAUUGGCAAGAUGUAUAAUUGUACUGUAAAGUGUCCCUGCUAUGAUAUGCUGUGAUGUAUGAACCAGUCUUCUGUUGAUUUUCAUUUUCCUCAAGGGAUUAUUAAAGUAUA